UCGAGCCCUAUCCACAAAUUCCAGCUGUGAUGGAGUCGAUCACAUAUAUUUACUAGCUACAUUUGGUUCGGGUACGGACCCUAAGGGGGUCGAUCACAUGGGGUCGAUCACAUAGGGAUGCCAAUGUUUAAUAAUUUCCAGAUGGGUACCCAAAAAAAGCGCAGAUUUUGGCGAUCAAACGGACAUAGUUCUCGUAAUUUUGCGACGUUGUUUGGUAUGUCGUUGUCGGGGUUGGAAGUAACGCAAAAAAAAAUGAAGUUUGCGCGGGAAUUUGGGGUUGGCUAGGGUAUACAGACACGCUCGCGUCGCGAAUGUCACGACGCCGAUAGCUGUCAGCGCGCAUGCGAGGUGCAUAUAGUACAGCCAUUUGGUACAACAUCAUGGAGCUAUUUCAGAAAUACUUCUUACAUAACCAGGCUUGCCAGGUCAUAAUCUGUAAGCAGUGUCAAUAUGCCGUUAGCCCGGCCCAUAUUCAAGGCCAUUUGCAAGAGAAACACAAGAGCACCACUGUUCGGCAACGAGUCGACAUCGCAGCGUUUGUUCAGCGUCUGCCCCAUGUCGCACAGACGCCCGACGAGGUUAAGUAUCCCGAUGCGAGUAGUCCGCCCAUCGCCGGCAUUCCCGUAUAUCCCAAUGGACAUCGAUGCGUGUUCAACGUCGACGGCCGCGAAUGCAAUGUCACAUACCGCGAACGCACGGGCAUUCAGAAGCAUUGCAAGGACCAGCAUAAUUAUCAGAGUACCCGAGCAAAAGGCCGACCGGAUUUCGAUGCCGUCCACCGUCCACCAUGGGAAACGAACCAACCAUGCCAACGUUUGUUCCGUACAGGCAAAUGGCAAAAGGUAUUUCCCGUCCAGGUCGUGCCCCAUGCCGGCCCAGCCGUAGACAUCGAUCAUGCCGCCCAAGGCAAGGCAUGGAUGGCGAAGUUGUUUGCCGAUUUUCAGCAGGCGCAGGAAGACGCCCGCACCGAACGGACGCGGUAUGAGCCUAAUCCAUGGUUAGAACACACCGGAUGGGAGCGUCAUUUAUCGAACGAUCAUCGACGAUGGAUCACCGAAUGCGUCAAGGCCGAGCCUAAUGUCGACAAAGUGCAGGCAUGUUUAGAAGACGAUGCCGCCCCAUUCGCCCCCGAAUCGGAGCAGGCGUUGUCGCGGGCGUGUGACGGUACCAUAGUGUUGAUCCGUCGUUCGUUCCAAGCCAGCCGGGUAGAGAUCGUCGGACGACAUGCGUUGCAUUGCGUCAAUCGCCGGGAGACCGGCGCCGACAACAACAACACGCCA
Messenger RNA from Dissoconium aciculare CBS 342.82, 1280 nucleotides. RefSeq lists its product as uncharacterized. NCBI's taxonomy places the organism in Eukaryota, Fungi, Ascomycota, Dothideomycetes, Mycosphaerellales, Dissoconiaceae. The record is from RefSeq and is a predicted model, not a curated record. The annotation marks the transcript as partial. The transcript has a single exon.